ACUUUGCUCUUGUUCUUGCCCAACUUGCCAUUACUUUCACUACUCUGUUAUGCUCUCUCUCUCUCUCUCUCGUGGCUUUUCCCCUUUCUUCUCUUUUUAUGAUUCCAAAAACAGUGUGCAAAGCUGCUGCUUUUCCCAAGAUUGCUUUAUCAAUGUGUGAUUGGAACAGCCAAUUUUAACUUGGAGCGUGUUUAGAAAGGCCACCGUUUUACUGAACUUGCUUUCUUCCCUUGCCUUUCUUGUUAAAGGGUCGAACCACCCAACAAACACCAAUGUUGCCUUUUUUAAUGUGAGACUCUGUAGAACCGUUGAGGUGAGUGGUUAAGCAUCAGCAGCCAGUGACAGCGAGUUCUUGGAGGCAUGGAGCAGCCGAGAAGAAUGGUAGUGGGGUGGUGUCUCUUUGCUGUUCUGGGGGCUGCACUGUGCAGAUCUGAGGAUGGCUUGAGCUCCUUUGAGGAUUUGGAUCAGAGGGAAGGUGCGCUUUCCUUCUUGGAGAGUCAUGCGGUGUCCCCCGCCGCUCCAAAGCCUCUCAUGGUCGGUCUCACACUCAUCCAAGGAGCUGCUGCCAAAGGAGCUGUUUGUUUGGAUGGUACGCUGCCGGGCUACCAUUUGCAUCGCGGGCAGGGAUCGGGUGCAAACAAUUGGCUAAUUCAUCUAGAGGGUGGAGGAUGGUGUAACACCAUCAGAAACUGUGUUUAUCGCAAGACAACUCGUCGAGGUUCAUCAAAGUUCAUGGAGAAGCAACUGCCCUUCACAGGAAUAUUGAGCGAAAAACCUGAAGAAAAUCCUGAUUUUUUCAACUGGAAUCGGGUCAAGUUGCGAUACUGCGAUGGGGCUUCCUUUUUUGGAGAUGGUCAGAAUGAGGCUUCACAGCUUUACUUUAGAGGGCAAAAGAUAUGGUUAGCUGCUAUGGAAGAGUUGAUCAGCCUCGGAAUGAAAAAUGCUGACCAGGCUCUUCUUUCGGGAUGCUCUGCUGGUGGUUUAGCAUCUAUUCUGCACUGUGAUGAAUUCCGCUAUUUAUUCCCACGCAGUACCAAAGUGAAAUGUCUAAGUGACGCUGGAAUGUUCAUUGACGCAGUUGAUAUAUCGGAAGGUCACUCUCUAAGAGAUAUUUAUGCUGGAGUCGUGAGCUUACAGAAUGUGCAAGUGAAUCUUCCUAGUUCAUGCAGCAGCCAUCUUGAUCCAACUUCAUGCUUCUUCCCUCAGAAUUUGGUCGCGAACAUUAAGACCCCUCUUUUCCUUCUCAAUGCAGCUUACGAUGCAUGGCAGCUCCAAUCCAGUUUGGCUCCAGGAUCAGCUGAUCCUCAUGGCACUUGGACCAACUGCAAGCUAAACCAUGAACGGUGUAAUUCAUCACAGAUAGAAUUCCUUCAAGACUUCAGGAAACAAAUGCUUGAUGCUGUCAAAGACUUCGCAAGCUCAUCCAAGAAUGGUCUGUUCAUAAAUUCCUGCUUUGCACAUUGCCAAUCGGAGAGGCAGGACACGUGGUUCGCCGAGGAUUCUCCUCUUAUUGCAGACAAGGGGAUUGCUGAAUCUGUAGGAGACUGGUACUUCGAUCGAGUGACCGUCAAAGCUAUCGACUGUGCAUACCCUUGUGACAAGACUUGCCAUAAUCUCGUAUUCAAAUGAAGACCAACACAGAAACAUCACACCUCUUCUGUUCAUUCUCCGGAUUCUCGGCAGUGGAAGGGAUUACAACACGCACUGUCUAUAAAUUAAAGAUGCUACUACUCACAAAAUGAGGAGUUGCAGGCAUCCUUGUACUUUUUGUUGACAUUCGACGUGUAUCGAAAGAGGAGAGGCAUUAUAGGUUGCUUCAACCUUAAUAUUCAUCGAGUGUUGCUCGCUAAGACUA
Punica granatum (pomegranate) is the source of this 1855-nucleotide messenger RNA. NCBI's taxonomy places the organism in Eukaryota, Viridiplantae, Streptophyta, Magnoliopsida, Myrtales, Lythraceae. The record is from RefSeq and is a predicted model, not a curated record.